Molecule: messenger RNA, 3325 nt
Organism: Scophthalmus maximus (turbot)
Lineage: Eukaryota; Metazoa; Chordata; Actinopteri; Pleuronectiformes; Scophthalmidae
Gene: tap1
Product: transporter 1, ATP-binding cassette, sub-family B (MDR/TAP)
Exons: 13
Coding region: 154-2385 (743 amino acids)
Biological process (GO): transmembrane transport
Cellular component (GO): membrane
Molecular function (GO): ABC-type oligopeptide transporter activity; ATP hydrolysis activity; ATP binding
Source: RefSeq, a predicted model, not a curated record
AACUGGCAGCCGGAUGGGACUCUGGUUAUUAAACUGAGCCUUUUUGAAUUGGUCCGGAACAAUAUCGGGGUCGUUUCAAGCUCCCGCCGGGUGAACACCGAGCGCCGACUUUGAAAAAAAAAAAAAAAACUCUGGGGGAAGGGCCUGUGCAUUAUGGAGAAAAUGAGCUACUUCUCCCCCCUGCUCUUCAUGUGCUUGGAUGUGUGUGUGGUACACGCCAUCAGCUUGGCCCAGCUCUCGCCCAUCCUCAUCUCCCGUCCAUUCCUCGCCCUGUGGGGAUCAGGGGCGGUCCGGGCCUGUCUCCUCAUCUCCUUCACCCUCAAAUACCCUGAAAGCCUGCCGGGGAUGAGCAGCUUCGAGGGCCUCCAAAGCUUAGGGGUCCUUUGCUUCCACUUCCCCGUGUACACCACUCUGCUGUGGAUGCUGGGGCUGUCCGCCAUGGAGGAACUGUGGGGGUGGCACUCGUGGGAAAGGGUGUUGCAGGGUUAUGCUGUGACAGUGGUGGCUUGGCUGUACUGGAGUCGGUACGUGUCAUCUCUUCUGGUCUCCUCGGGUCAAUACAUCUUGUCUCUGUACACAAAGACGCCUUCUAAGAAUGAGAAGCCCAAACAGGACACCGUAGCAUCUCUGAAGAAACUGAUGGGAUUCAUGCUGCCCUAUCGCUGGCGCUUUGUUGUUGUGCUGUUUCUUGUGGUCCUUUCCAGUUAUGGCGAGAUGGCUAUUCCUCAGUACAGUGGCCGUGUGACCGACUGGAUCAUUAAUGAAGAAGCGCCAGAUGCAUUCACAGAGGCCAUCACAAUCAUGACACUAAUGACCAUUGCCAGUGCUGUCCUUGAGUUUGUAGGUGACCUCAUGUACAAUUUCACCAUGAGCCACAUACACAACUCAGUGCAGGGAGUCGUCUUCCAGGCUGUGCUGAAACAGGAGAUUGCUUUCUUUGAUGCCAAUCCUACAGGUGUACUGGUGUCCCGCAUCACCACGGAUACCAACGAUAUGAGCGAGGCGCUCAGUGAGAAACUCAGCCUCGUGAUGUGGUACACGGCACGCUUCGGCUUCCUCCUCUGCUUCAUGGUGAGACAGUCCUGGAAAAUGACCUUGCUCACUUGCAUGGGACUGCCGAUCGUCUGGGUCAUACCCAAACUUACAGGACAUUUCCACCAGACUAUUGCUGUAAAGGUGCAGGAGUCACUGGCUAAGGCCAACCAGGUGGCCACAGAGACCUUCUCCUGCAUUAAGACAGUGAGGAGUUUUGCCAAUGAGGACGGUGAGACAGAGCGGUACAGGCGGCACCUGGAGGAAACUUACGCCCUAAACAAAAAGGAAGCACUUGCCUAUGCAGCCUCUACGUGGGCCAACAGCAUGACCACGUUGACCCUGAAGGUGUGUAUUCUGUACUAUGGAGGGAAUCUGGUGACCAGGGGGACCGUCAGCAGUGGAGACUUAGUGUCAUUCGUCCUUUUUGAGCUACAGUUUGCCUCCGCAGUUGAGGCUGUCAUGCAUUAUUACCCAGCGGUGAAGAAGGCGAUUGGUGGCUCUGAAAAGAUAUUUGAGUAUUUGGAUCGGAAACCUCUUGUUCCUCAAGAGGGCACUUUGGCGCCCUCAAAUAUUGAGGGACACAUUCAAUUCAAAAAUGUUAGAUUUUCAUAUUCUGGCAAAACGGACGAAAAGGAUAUUGUGCUCAAGGAUGUGUGUCUGGAGGUAAAGCCAGGCCAAGUCACUGCGCUUGUUGGGCUUAACAGAUCAGGGAAGUCCACCUGUGUCAAGCUGCUAGAUAGGCUUUACCAACCCCAAGCAGGGGAGAUCCUACUGGAUGGGAACUCUCUGCAGAGCUAUACAGACCAGUGGCUACAUGACAAGAUCGCCGUCGUGAGCCAGGAUUGUGUGCUGUUCGCUCGCUCUGUGCGGGAAAACAUCAAGUACGGCUGCAGGGAUGCGUCUGAUGAGGAGAUGUUCAAUGCCGCCAAGCUGGCCAGCGCACACAAGUUCAUCCUGGGGCUGCCAAAUCAAUAUGACACAGAUGCCGGGGAGAAGGGAGGCCAGGUGGCCGGAGGCCAGAAGCAGCGCAUUGCCAUUGCUAGAGCUUUAAUCAGACGUCCCAGAAUUCUGAUACUGGACAACGCCACCAGUGACUUGGACACAGAGAAUGAAUACCAGGUCCACCAAGCCUUGUUGAACCAAACCAACAACUGCACCGUGCUGCUGAUUUCCAACAAGAUGAGCGUUGUGGAAAAGGCCGAUCAUAUAGUCGUCCUCAGCGAAGGGGUGGUAAAGGAGGAGGGCAGUCACGGCGAGCUGCUCCAGAGAGACGGCCUCUAUGCUGAACUGGUGAAAAAGCACAAUAUGAGCUUUCAGCGUAAAGAAGAGCAGGGUGAAGAUGCCCAGUGAUAUCUUUGGGUCGCCCUCGAGCUAGAGAAGUCGAGUUAGAGGAGGUUUGCUGAACUAUAGUCGGGACUUAAAGGGUCAAAACUCCAGAUAUAAUUCACCUUUGUUGUUAAACUACACUUUAAACUCCCAAGUAUAUGUAGAGUUUUGUCCCUUUAGUUCGACUUCCAUUCUACGUGCACCUUGAAAGUAGGUGAAGUUGUACCAGAAAUAAUAACUUUUGAAGUCUAGACUGACAUUGGUAUGAUCCUUCAAUCUGCAGCCCCUGAGUUAGGCGUCUAAGCUCCAUCUGCUCCAGCAAGAAAGCUCCAACUUGGACAGAGCAAUAUGGGAAAAAUGCUGAAAGGGAGGUCUGUUUCUAGCGAUUAAAUACAUGAUGCAAAAAUGAUGAGCUUUGAAGUCCCAAAGCAGUCCUCCUCGUGGAUUCGCUAUAUUUCUCACAAAUAAUCUGAUUAAUACCAUUAUCAUAUCUCCCCUGGUCUAGAUUUCGUUGAGUGUGAAAGGUAAUCAACUUAAAUAUAUGCAUUUAUCCAUAGCACUUUCCAAUUUCACUUCAGUUAACACGCCCUCUAAAGUUGGGGAGCUACCACACGAGGUGCUGGUCUCACCAUCUGUAUUUCGGGUUGCCGUUUCUGGCCCAAGGACACGCUGACCUAUUGACAAGAGGAGCUGAGAAUUGAACCACCAAUCCUGCUCUUGGUGGGCAACCCGCAUUAUGUACUGUGUAGAAGAUUCAUUUAUGAUUAUUAUGCAUUCUAUUUUACUUUAUGUGCAUUGUAAAUGUAGAAUAGAAAAAUCGGAGAAAUUGUUUAUAUUUCAAAUUGCAAUAUUUAAUAUUUAGUGUUUCUAAAUGUUAUGGCUUUAUAUUUUGUAUAUUUGUCGAGUGUUUCAUCUCUGCCAUACUUUUCACUGUAUUGAUCACUCUUUUAUCAUUUAAAUAAAU